Molecule: messenger RNA, 2585 nt
Organism: Gastrolobium bilobum
Lineage: Eukaryota; Viridiplantae; Streptophyta; Magnoliopsida; Fabales; Fabaceae
Product: cyclic nucleotide-gated ion channel 1
Exons: 8
Coding region: 277-2424 (715 amino acids)
Biological process (GO): monoatomic ion transport; transmembrane transport
Cellular component (GO): membrane
Molecular function (GO): monoatomic ion channel activity
Source: RefSeq, a predicted model, not a curated record
AUCACUUUCAUACCCUUCUUUCCUCGAACCUUCUUCUCUCUUACAACUUCAAACUACUCAGACUCUUAUCUUUCUUACUUGCCUUAGGGUACCCUUCACCUUUUCCUCUCUCUCUCUCUCUCUCUCUUCCAACGUUGUUCUAUCUCUCGCUAUGUAACUGCUCCGGAGUAGGCAAUGAGGAAUUGAUGUGCAGGAAGAAGCUAUUCAUUGUUAUGUGAGAUUUAAGAGACACGGAUUCAUCUUAUUCUACUUUGUUUUUUGAACUAGGCUCCAAUCAUGACUUUUCAGCAAGAAAAAUUUGUUAGGUUUCAGGAUUGGAAUUCAGACAAGGGUUCUGAGAGAAACUCUCCUGCAAUUCACAUAACAAGCUCGGGGAGAAUUAGAACUACACUAAGCUCAGUUUCCAAUAAGUUUCAAAGGGGAUUGGAAUCUACUUCCAAGGGGAUAAAUAGAUUUAGAAAAUCAUUCAAAUCUUUUCCCCGUGACAGUUUUCUUGCUAGAAAUUUUAGUUCUAAAAAGAAAAUCCUUGAUCCGCAGGGCCCUUUCCUUCAAAAGUGGAACAAGAUAUUUGUAUUAUUGUGUCUUAUUGCUGUAUCACUAGAUCCUUUGUUCUUCUAUGUCCCCGUGAUUGAUGAUGACAAGAAAUGUCUUUCACUGGACAGAAAAAUGGAAAUUACGGCAACUGUUUUAAGAUCUUUCUCUGAUAUCUUUUACAUAAUUCAUAUAAUUUUCCAAUUUCGUACUGGAUUCAUUGCUCCCUCUUCUCGGGUGUUUGGAAGAGGUGUUUUGGUUGAAGAUGCUUGGGCAAUAGCAACGAGGUAUCUGUCAUCAUACUUCUUAAUCGACAUUCUUGCCGUUCUUCCCCUCCCACAGGCGGUGAUUCUAAUUAUCAUUCCAAAGAUGAGAGGCUUUGAAUCCCUGAAUACGAAGAACUUGCUGAAAUUUAUUGUUUGCUUCCAGUAUGUGCCACGUCUUUUAAGAAUAAUUCCAUUAUAUAAAGAAGUUACAAGGACCUCUGGCAUUCUCACCGAAACAGCUUGGGCUGGAGCUGCAUUCAAUCUCUUUCUUUACAUGCUAGCAAGUCAUGUUAUUGGUGCAUUUUGGUACUUAUUUUCUAUAGAAAGAGAAACCACAUGCUGGCAAGAUGCAUGUCGAAGAAAUACCACAUGUAACAAGGCAGAUAUGUAUUGUGAUAAUCGUCAAGGUUUGGGCACAAUUUCAACAUUCCUGAAUGCUUCUUGCCCAAUACAGGAUGCAAAUAAAACGCUCUUUGAUUUUGGAAUAUUCCUUGAUGGCCUUCAAUCUGGGGUCGUGGAAUCAAAAGAUUUUCCACAAAAGUUCUUUUAUUGUUUUUGGUGGGGCCUAAGAAAUCUGAGUUCUCUUGGUCAGAAUCUGACAACAAGUACCUAUGUUUGGGAAAUCAGCUUUGCAAUUUUCAUUUCCAUAGCUGGUUUGGUUUUAUUUGCAUUCCUAAUUGGAAAUAUGCAGACAUAUUUGCAAUCAACAACUACUAGAUUGGAGGAGAUGAGAGUGAAAAGGAGAGAUGCAGAGCAGUGGAUGUCUCAUCGAUUACUCCCUGACAGCCUGAGAGAAAGAAUCAGACGACAUGAACAAUACAAAUGGCAAGAAACCAGAGGUGUUGAUGAAGACAAUUUGAUUCGCAAUCUUCCCAAGGAUUUAAGAAGGGAUAUUAAACGUCAUCUUUGCUUGGCUUUGUUGAUGAGGGUGCCAAUGUUUGAGAAAAUGGAUGAGCAACUUUUGGAUGCAAUGUGUGACCGUCUCAAGCCAGUGCUAUACACAGAACAAAGCUGCAUUGUGCGGGAAGGAGAUCCUGUUGAUGAGAUGCUCUUCAUAAUGCGAGGCAAGUUAUUGACUGUGACAACUAAUGGUGGAAGAACAGGUUUCUUUAACUCUGAAUUUCUCAAGGCUGGUGAUUUUUGUGGAGAGGAGCUUCUUACAUGGGCAUUAGAUCCUCAUAACUCAUCAAACCUUCCAAUCUCAACUAGGACUGUCCAAACUCUUUCAGAAGUGGAAGCAUUUGCUCUAAAAGCUGAUGACUUGAAGUUUGUUGCAUCUCAGUUUCGGCGCCUUCACAGUAAGCAGCUUCGCCAUACUUUCAGGUUCUACUCACAACAAUGGCGUACGUGGGCUGCAUGUUUCAUACAAGCAGCGUGGAGGCGAUAUGGUAAGAAGAAGCUUGAAGAGUCUCUGAGGGAAGAGGAGAAUAGGCUGCAAGAUGCAUUGGCCAAGGCAGGUGGUAGUUCACCUAGUCUUGGUGCUACAAUAUAUGCUUCAAGGUUUGCUGCUAAUGCACUUAGAGCUUUACGUAGAAAUGGCACAAGGAAGACAAGGGUGCCAGACAGAAUAUCACCUAUACUGCUUCAGAAGCCUGCUGAACCUGAUUUUACUUCUGAGGAGCAAUAGGGUAAUGAAUGAAAAUGAAAAUGAAAAUGAAAAAUGAAAAUGAAAUUACCAUUUUGGUAGAAAGGCCAAAUUGUCAUUUCAUUUAUAUAUUUUGUUUUUCAAAUAAGUGUAAGAUGUAAAUGUCUAUUAAAUAUUUAGUUACGAAGUUGUAUAUAUAAAUA